This is a messenger RNA of Saprolegnia parasitica CBS 223.65, 2457 nucleotides long. Its product is annotated as CAMK/CAMK1 protein kinase. NCBI's taxonomy places the organism in Eukaryota, Oomycota, Saprolegniomycetes, Saprolegniales, Saprolegniaceae. The transcript has a single exon. Bases 78 to 2372 code for a protein of 764 amino acids. Gene Ontology annotation, molecular function: protein kinase activity; ATP binding. Gene Ontology annotation, biological process: protein phosphorylation. The record is from RefSeq and is a predicted model, not a curated record.
AGAGCGUAGAGGCAGCAACUCACUUGGCAACUUCCGACCGCCGGCCGACUUCCGUCUCGUCCAACUAUCUAUUGGCCAUGCGCAUGACGCCCGAGUCCGACAUCAAGGUGUACGCCCGCCUCCCGAGCUACAACCCGUUCGUGGGCAUGUUCCACCACGCGCCCAGCGCCGGCAACCGGGGCGCGGCCUACUUCGCCACCGACAUCGUGGGCAUGGCCGAGCUCGAAGAGCGCAAGAAGUUCCGCAACCACCCGCUCGUGGGCACCUUCCACGCGCUCCCGGGCUACUACGACCCGCUCCACGGCCUCAAGCAGUUCCGCGCCUGGGAUCCGCCCACGUCGGCCGAGACAGACGAGCCGACAAGAGGCUCGGCGAGCGACAGCGAUGCGAGCGACGACCUGCGCGCGUCGAUGUUGGAAAUGCGCCCGUCGAUCAACGGCAAGGAGUUUGUAGCCAUCGAUUUGGACGCCGAGACGAACGAAGCGGUCGCGGGCGCCGCGCCGCGCCGCCGGAGGGCACUGCGCGUUGAGGUUCCGAGCAAUGUGUGCUUCCACUACCCGUACCAUGAGGCACCGGCCGCCAUGGUCCACCACCAACGCACGCGCUGCAUGAGCGAUUCGGACACAUACGCGACGGCCGCGCUCUUUGCCGGCGCCAAGCGCAACCUUGAUCAACCCAAGACGCCAGUGAACGAAGCAUCCGAGAUUCCGCGCAAGAAGGCGCACCUCGAGUCGGCGCGCAAGGCCGCGGAGGCCACGGUCGCUGCGGUCACCGCUACGACUGCACCGCCGCCGACGACGACGACCGUGUACACGAACAAGGGUCGCUGCCGCUCCAAUACGGCCAUGGCCCGGUUGCACUCGGACACGGAGAGCCGGACGUCGACGGUCGACGACGACGACGACCUGAGCCUGCCGACGUCGCCGAUCCUGAAGCGCGGGUCGUUCUCCGAAUCGGACUCGCUCAUGGUCAAGUCGCCGACGGCCGCCAAGACGAUGAUGAACCUCCUCGAGCCCAUCGUGAUCCCGUCGCCCAACGAGAUUGUCGACGGCUACGUCUCGACGGGCAAGGGCAUCUACCGCAAGUGCGGGUUCCUCUCCAAGAGCACCUCGGACAAGUUUGACGUCACGAGCCCCCGCCUGUCGAGCACGACGCCGCCCGCGCACCACCACAGUAACCACACGACGACGACGGUGCUCCCGCGGCCCGUGCACCGCCGCCAGCGCAGCUGCCCGCCGCCGGCCGACCCAGUGCCCGAGCAGCACCACAAUACCGAGUAUGUCCAGGGCGCGCCCCGCCUCCCGAGCAACCCGUUCGUGGCCCGUCGUCUCUGCGACGACGAGGAGAACCAGCUCCGGCUCAUGUCGAUCAGCCGCAGCAUUCCUCGCCAGCCCGAUGAUUUGCUCCUGCGCGAGCGGCCCAAGGCGCCGUCGCUCUUCCCUACGCUGACCAUCAACCCGUUUUUCAUUCACGAGAAGGCUGUCACGGAGCACUACGAACUGGUCGGCGAAGACCAGCUCGGCGACGGCUCGUACGCUGUCGUCAAGCCGGCGAUUCGGCGCAACAACGGCGCCGAAGUGGCCAUCAAGCAGAUCCACAAGCGGUUCCUUGUGACCGAAGCCGCGCAGCAGGCCGUGCGCACCGAGGUUGAGAUCCAUUUGCGUCUCCAGCACCGCAACAUUGUCCGUCUUCUCGAGGUGUACGAGACCGAGGCGUUCUUGUACCUUGUGAUGGCCAAGGCCCGCCACGGGACGCUCAAGUCGCUCUUGAACCGCCAGCGCCGGUUCCCGGAGGCGCUGGCCGCCAAGCUCGCCCAUCAGAUCGUGCGUGGCAUUUUCUUUUUGCACGAAUCGGGUGUCGUCCACUGCGACAUCAAGCCCGAGAAUGUGCUUCUCACCGACUCGAAGGCCCCGUCCAACCAAGACUCGAACGACGAAGUGGUGGUUGUUAAGGACGUCAAGGCGUGUGAGCUCCAGGUCGAGAUUUGCGACUUUGGGCUCUCGGUCAAGGUGCCGGACGUGCGCUUCUUCAAGCACACGGGCGACGUGCACAAGGUGCCGUUUACGGGCCUGACGGGCUCGGUCGGCUACAUGGCGCCCGAGCUCUUCGAGUCGCAGCCGUACGGCAAGCCCAUCGACCUCUGGAGCGUCGGCAUCAUGGUCUACGAGAUGCUCACGGGCUUCCAGCCGUUCUACCCGCCGUCGGCCUGCAUGAACGAGCCGGUCGAGUUCCAGCCGCGCGCCUGGAAGAAGUUUAGCCCCGAGGCCAUGGACUUUGUCGUCCACCUCCUCGAGCGCGACCCGACCAAGCGCUUCACGGCCGAACAGGCGCUGACGCACCCGUGGUUUGACACGGCGGUUUUUGCCCAGUAAGUUGUGGACGCAAUUCGCACAUUUGGCGCUCUUAAUUAUUACCCAGCACCCUAUUAUUAAUCACACCGUACCGUUUUCUGCACAA